This is a messenger RNA of Diversispora eburnea, 243 nucleotides long. The record is from the annotation of a GenBank genome assembly. Lineage: Eukaryota; Fungi; Glomeromycota; Glomeromycetes; Diversisporales; Diversisporaceae.
GAGGUAGCAGCCCCACAGGUGGCUCUUCGAGUUAUAAAGCCAGCUCCUCUAAAAAUAACUUAUCUAAAUCAACAGAAUCUAAACCUAGUCUAGCUCAAGAGGAGGUUAUGAAUAUAAUUAACAAAAUUCUCUUAAAUAUCGAAGAUAGACUCGAAGAGUCACUGCUUUGUAAUAAUAAACAACGAAUAUUUCACAACAUACCUCCUGCACAUACACCAUCCAGAAGAUUAAAUGACGAUCUCA